Molecule: messenger RNA, 1230 nt
Organism: Coccomyxa subellipsoidea C-169
Lineage: Eukaryota; Viridiplantae; Chlorophyta; Trebouxiophyceae; Coccomyxaceae
Exons: 7
Coding region: 108-965 (285 amino acids)
Biological process (GO): peptidyl-proline hydroxylation to 4-hydroxy-L-proline
Cellular component (GO): endoplasmic reticulum
Molecular function (GO): L-ascorbic acid binding; iron ion binding; procollagen-proline 4-dioxygenase activity
Source: RefSeq, a predicted model, not a curated record
CUUCGAGUUUGGCAGGAGGAUUCAUCUUGAAGUAGAAGACUGGUAGAGAGAUGCAUGCGAAAGCAUCCCUCCACUGACGAGCUGCCCCAGUGCAGAGUCUUAGUCUGAUGGGCCAGGGAUGUUGGGUCUGCAUGACAGCCCUGGCCCUCCUUAUGGCUGUUGGCGUACUUGGGAUCAGACAAGGAGCAUUUGAAAGAGAGGACAAAGUCAUCGGAUGGAGCGAGUCAUACCAGCACAAGACGCCCGCAAAGUCCUCGCUCAUGGUAGAACGCAUCAGUUGGAAUCCCCGUGCAUUUCUGUACAGAGGCCUUUUAUCACAAGAUGAAUGCGAUUACAUCAUCAAUGCCGCGCGCCCAAACAUGGUGAAGGCUACAGUUCUGGACGCUAAGACCAAGAAACAAGUGCCCAACAAGUUGCGAAACAAUAAGGAGGCGUACAUUGAUGGGUCUGCAGACGAUGUCAUAGACCAGAUUGAGCGCAGAAUAGCUCGCUACACCUUCCUGCCAGCAGCCCAUGGAGAACCAUUCCACAUCAUGCAGUACCUGCCAGGCCAGGGUUACGCGCCGCACACGGAUUGGCUGGAUGACUGGUGGCAUCCGCGCUUGGGCAAUGAGAGGAUCGCGACCAUGAUCAUUUAUCUGUCCGAUGUGGUGGAGGGCGGUGAAACUGUGUUCCCCAACUCAACCAUGCAGCCACAUGUGGGCGAUGCAGCAUACAGCAAGUGCGCACAGCAGGGGAUUGCAGUGAAGCCAGUGAAGGGAGAUGCACUGUUGCUGUACAACCUGCUGGAAAAUGGUCGCAACGAUGGCGAGAGCCUGCAUCAGGGCUGCCCAGUCAUAAGAGGAGUGAAGUGGACAGCGACAAAGCGCAUCCUUGUCAACCAGCUGCCCAGUCCGGACACCGCCGUUGCCAUACAGCAGGCGAUCGUGAGCGCCAGCACUGCCAGAGAGGCCCUGUCCGGAUGAUUGUUGUCUCAAGAUGUCCAUCACAGCAAGGGUGUCAAACGGGGAAUUGAUAUGGGGCUGUGGCCUGAGUGUCCCUUGUUGAAAUUACAAUUAGCAAGAAAUUUAUGUUGCAAGCUUGCCAUGGUUUCCAUGGCUUUGUUGAGAAUGGACCGUUGCCAUGCCACCUGUAAGGGUAAAGUAUACUAUGGAGCUUUCUUUCAUGCGACUGAUCAGAGCUUGGCCACAUAAAUUGAAACAGGGUUGGGUUGCUUGGAAGUAAUUGGAG